Lotus japonicus is the source of this 4676-nucleotide messenger RNA. RefSeq lists its product as uncharacterized. NCBI's taxonomy places the organism in Eukaryota, Viridiplantae, Streptophyta, Magnoliopsida, Fabales, Fabaceae. The transcript has 12 exons. The record is from RefSeq and is a predicted model, not a curated record. Bases 349 to 4365 code for a protein of 1338 amino acids.
AGAGAGAGAUUGGUUUACAUCAACAUCAGAUUCUCAUGAGAAAAAAAACACACAAUUUAAUUUCAGAUAAAAACACAACAAAACCAAACCAAAGGUUGAAAAUUUUCAGACCGCUUCACUGCCAAAGGAUUUAUCAAACCAGAUCCUCUGUGAUUCGCAUUUGUCUGUCUACCUGUUCAACGAGAAGAAACCCUAGCCUGCACAAUGCGAUGAAUUUCGUUUGGAACCAUGAGGGACCACAGGUUUGAGUAAUCAUGUGUUGAAGAGAAAGUGGUGUGGCGAGUUUAUGAGGUAUCGCCUGGAUCAAGAAAGAAGUUUGGCGUUAACAUUCUGAUUCAGAACACUGAAAUGAGACUCGAACCGGGGACUUGUAAAGUAUGCUCUGCUCCUUGCUCAACUUGCAUACAUCUUAACCGAGUUGCCAUGGGGUCAAAGGCUGAAGAAUACUCUGAUGAAAACUGUCGCGUAGGUGAGGCUAAUCAGUAUUCUACAAGUGAGGGUGAUGGUUCUCUUAGUAGCAGAGCUUGUAACAGAUUGAAGGAUGCUGUCACCAAAACCAGUAAUACACCUAGUGAUCAUUCCAGUCAUGAUUUUCUAUCUGAAAAUGCUGAGAGUAAACCGACACUGUCAGAAAAAUAUCAGGAUUCCAAGUGUUUAGAAGGUCUUGAUGAUAGCAUUUCUUGUAAUAAUAGAGCCAGUAAAGCUAAUUUAGUAAGUGGUAGCCAUCAAAUAAAUUCAGAUGGAAUAAAUAUAUCCUGUAGUUCAGCUUCAGUUAGUCUCUUAGGGAAAGAAGGAUCUAGAAUUGGGACAUCUGUUGACAUGUCUGGCUUGUCUGACAUUCUCUCUUCUAAAGAUGCAGCUAUCCCAGAAAAUUUGUCAGAAUGCUGUAUAGAAAAUGCUGAUACAUCAUUGACUAAAGAGAGAGAAUCUAUUAUUGUUUCUGGUGAAAAAUCUUUGACAGUAACUGCCAAGGUUCCGCUAAAAAUAUAUCCAAACUCAGAAGCAGAUACUGACAAUGAUUAUUGUAAUGCUAAAGAUAUUAAUCAUAGGUAUUCAGCCCAUGAUAUACUGCAUGAGAAUGCUGAGGAGCCAGUUAAAUCACCUGGCGUGCCUGUACCUCAAUCAGAAGAUGAGAGUGAUGAAUCAGAUAUUGUUGAGCACGAUGUGAAAGUAUGUGACAUCUGUGGAGAUUCUGGUCGUGAAGAUCUACUUGCCAUAUGUUGUAGGUGCAGUGAUGGCGCAGAGCACACCUACUGCAUGCGGGAAAUGCUUGAGAAGGUCCCUGAAGGGGACUGGUUAUGUGAGGAAUGCAAACAUGCAGAGGGCUCUGCCAAUCUGAGGCUAGAUGCUGAAGUAAAUAAGAAUCGUAAAGUUAGUUCCUCUUCACAAAUCUCUGGUAAAAGGCCUUCUGAAAGUGUGGAAGUAGCUAUAGCAGCAAAAAGGCAAGCUCUUGAAUCAAGCACAGGAUCACCAAAGGCAUCAAACCCGAAGAAAACAGUUUCACUGUCACGAGAAUCUUCAUUCAAGAGCUUAGAUAAUGGAAAGGUGAAACCAGGUCAACAGAUCCCCAUUCGUAAUCACCAUGGUGGUGAUGACAUAGCACUUGCUCGUUCGCUUUCCACAGGCCCUCGGAGUCAAGCUGCAAGGAGUACAUUGUUGAAGUCUAAUUCAUUCAACAAUUUUAAUUCCAAGCCAAGAGCCAAACUUAUUGAUGAAGUUGUUCCCCAAAAGCAGAAAGGGGGUGGUCAAUAUAUUUCUAAGAAUAUGGACACACCUGCUGGGUUGAUGAGCAAAUCAAUGUCAUUCAAAUCUUCAAAUUUGGGUCGUGCUACUGAUUCAAAAGUUAAAAUGCUAUCUUCGAAGCCUGGAACUGCUCAGGAUUUGAAAGGAUCAAGACAUGGAAAAGAAUCUGGUGUAUUUGACAGGAAAACGCUGUCUAGGAUUGAUCGGCCUGUCGUUUCCGCAUCUAAGGGUGAUCAGAAGCUCACACCUCGUGGUGAAACUGCUAAACCUUCAGCAGUUAACCACAAUCGAGAGUUCAAGGUCAACCAAGAUGGAAAACUAAAUUCAUUAUCAAAGUCUAUGAAUAAUAUAGGCCAUAAAAGUAGGGAACUUCAAGAGAGAACGUCGACUAGUGGACAUGAAACUCAACAGAACGGGCUGCCUCGAUCGCGAGAUACAGCAAAUCAGAUUGACAAAACAAAAGAUGGCUGUAGUGAUCGUGUGAGGUCAAGUCUUACUAAUACUUCUGAGUGUUGCACAAUUGGUGGUACACAGGAACUCGGUGAUGAAGUAUCAGUCAAUGCCACAAGUAGUUCAAAAGAGGAAAUGCAUAAUGGUAAUAGUUUGAAAGCUGCAAUCCACGCAGCUUUGCUUAGAAGGCCUGAAAUACACAAGAAGAAAGAUGUACCUGAGCGAACAGGUGAGUUUCCCACUUCAGGCACAGACUUGAAAUGUGAAGUCAGUUAUCAAGACCGAGUGUCGGUUUCCAACACACUGAAAAAUAGUAUAUCUACUGAAGAAACCAAUGCAAAGCAGGAAACCCUUGACAAUUCUACAUUUGAAACUUCCAAAUGUUUAUCUGCUAACAAUUUAAAGCAACUUCACUUUUGUCCAGCUGAUUUCCGCUCUCAACCGAGAAAGUCAGAUUCUGUUGGCUCUGCUUCUGGAAAGCCUGUGGUGAAAGACUUGCUCAAUCGUGCUUUGGAAAUCUCAAAUGUUAUUUCAAAGACGUCAGCUAUUCCAGAAUACAAAUACAUCUGGCAGGGUGUCUUUGAAGUGCAUAGAAGUGGAAAGCCUCCUGACUUGUAUACUGGAAUUCAAGCACAUUUAUCCUCAUGUGCUUCUCCAAAGGUUCUUGACGUUGUGAACAAAUUUUUACCUGAAGUUUCUCUACAUGAAGUUUCUCGCUUGAGCACAUGGCCUUCACAAUUUCAUCAAGGUGGAGGUUCUAAAGAAGAUAAUAUUGCCCUUUACUUCUUUGCUAAAGACAUUGAAAGUUAUGAGAGAUAUUACAAGAGUCUAUUGGAUCACAUGAUUAAAAAUGAUUUAGCACUUAAAGGGACUUUUGAUGGUGUUGAACUUCUCAUAUUUACAUCCAAUCAGCUUCCUGAAAAUUCACAGCGUUGGAAUACGUUGUUUUUCUUAUGGGGCAUAUUUAGAGGAAGGAGGAUUAAUCAUUCAGAUUCUGCAAAAAAGAUUUGUAUUCCCAGUUUGAAUGUUAUUCCAAAUGAGAAGUGUUUUCCAACUGCUGUCAUGACUUUGUCUGAAACUCCCUGCUCACCGGCGCGGGUGGGUGCAGAGUCGAUUGCUUGUUGUGGUAAAGCUGGCAGUGCACUUCUUCCAUCUACUUCCAUUGAGCAAGCUCAUAUUUUGAAAGGUAGUGCACCGGUGCAUGGACAGGACAGAGAGUCUAAACCUCUCAAGGCAACGAGAACAAGUGAAAUGAACAUGAUGAUGGAAACUAAAACUAAUUAUGAUAUUUCUGUUGGGCAAGAGGACUCCUUCUCUUCUAGGAUUCCUUAUGUUGGCAAUGAAGAGAUAGGUACAGCAAGCAAUAUCAGUAAGGAUGAAAUUUCGGAGAGUAAAAACAAUGAUGAAAAUCAACAAAGGCCUAAAAGGAAACAGAUAGAAGAUGGUCUUGAUAUUAACAUGGAGGCUAAAUUUCAGGGAGAACAGAUCGAAACAGGGGUCAACUGUCAGCUACCUCAUGAUAAAAGAGUCCGGCAUAUAGAUCUUUCACAUACAGUUGUGGAGGCUUCAGCAGUUAGUUGUCAGAACAUGCCUUGGGAUAAGGUCAAUAGUAAAUUGGAGGACAAAGAAAGUUCUAGCAAGCUGCUGAGAAAUUUCAGUGGAAUUCAUGGAAGUUACAGUUCUGGAGUGAAGGACCCUUCUAGUGGCAAUUUUGCAUCACAUGUAAAUGAUUUCAGUUCCUGUUCUUCAGUUGAGGUCAAGGGAUGCAAAGAAGCUUGUGAUGAGAAAAUCAUCCACGAGGACCUAGGAAGGAUGGAAAGAACCUUCUUUCCUUCUGAUGCAAAUAAUAAACUAAACGGGCCUCAUGAGCACGGGGACCGAUUUCAAGCUCGGAUACCGGAUCUUGCGCUUGCUUUGGGGGGUGAAACGAAACCAUCGCCAAAGGGUAUGCUGCCUUUCUUUGCUGGGACAGCUGACAAGAAAAAUAACCAGGAAAAGACUCCAGAUUUAUUGGAAGAUGAGAAAAAGAAUGACACUGACAGUGUUGCUGCAUCUCUUUCCUUAUCUCUAUCCUUCCCCUCUUCAGACAAGGAACAAAUCAGGCCUGUUUCAGAAUCUGAUCAACAUGUGAAUGCUCCUUUGCUCCUCUUUGGGAAAUUCACAGACAAAUAACCUGGUAUUUCUAAUCAUGUUCAUCAUCUUGUUCCAGAUGCCUCUGUCUUGCUCAUCAUGUAUGUAAUCAUCCAGUUCUUAUAUACAAAGAAGACUCCCUCUACCUGUUCAUGUGCCCAGCAUGAGUAAUAAGUUUUUUUGUACUCUUUGUUAGAUUACAUGCUUCUAUAUCAUCUUUUUUAGUUUUCAGAAUGCAUAGUACAGCUGUUUGUAUAUUAUAUAGAGAGAAUUUCAGCCGACAUAAUCUCAGAUUUUGCUAGGAACUGCGGUUGACUAUUUUUAUGACAUGGUUUUCUCUGUUCCUGGCUUCA